Molecule: messenger RNA, 765 nt
Organism: Diaporthe batatas
Lineage: Eukaryota; Fungi; Ascomycota; Sordariomycetes; Diaporthales; Diaporthaceae
Exons: 1
Coding region: 1-765 (254 amino acids)
Source: RefSeq, a predicted model, not a curated record
AUGCAGAUCCUCCUCCUAGGCGCAACAGGCCGCACAGGCCUCCUCGUCCUAAAAGAAGCCCUCGACCGGAACCACAGCAUAACAGCCCUAGCCCGCAACCCAGAGUCCCUCUCCUCCAACCCAGCCGUCGCCAAACACCCGUCGUCCGCCAACCUGACCAUCAUCCAGGGGUCACCCUUGAACAAAUCCGACAUCUUGAAGGCCCUGCUGUCCACACCCCAGAAAGCCCCAGUGGACGUGGUGAUAACAACCCUCAACCCCCGCCGCACAAGCGACAGCCCCUUCGCGGCCGUGGACCCGACCGACUCCCCGCCGCGGAUGAUGGCCGACGCGAUGGCGGGGCUCCUAGCGGCGCUGGACGAGCACAACACCAAGACCAAGACCAACAACAACGAUAAGAGGCCAAAGAUAGUCGCCCUGUCCGCCCUCGGCGCGGGCUCCUCGGCCGCCAACACCAACUGCGUGCUGCGCCUGCUCUUCCGCAAGAGCAACAUGGUGUACACGUACGAGGACCACGACGCGGUGGAGCAGGAGCUGGUGCGGCAGCGCAAGGAGCGCGAGGGCACCGCGGCGGGGGCCGUGCCCUACGUGCUCGUGCGGCCGACGCGGCUUGUCGAGGAGGGCGAUGGCGCUGCAAAGGUAUUCGGCGGGGACGGGACGGUCGGGGUGAUGGCGACCAUCUCGCGGGGCGCUGUGGCGAAGUUUCUGGUCGACGCUGCGGAGAAGAGGGAUUGGGACUGGAAGGCGCCGAUCAUUGUUGGUUGA